AUUCCCAUUGAUGCGUCUGAAUGUGACCGAAGCCAAAAUAAAGUCCGCCAUUAUGGAAUUCACGCGUUUUUCUUUCAUUUUCACGGCUAUUAUGUGAUCUGAAGCGUCUCGACGUCGUGUAAGUCCAUCCCUCGGGUGUUUUGUGUCAGCAGAUAUUAUUAAAACGCGUUAAUGAGCUCAUACAGAUUCCGCGUGCGCGCGCUUUACGUGCUUUACGUGCAAAAGAUCGGCUCAAAGUUUCCCUUUAACUUUCAUUUUAUCAACAAUCACCAUGAGCUGAGCUGAAUGUGGAUAAACGAGUCUUCAUGAAUUCCUGCGAGACGAAAAUAUCCAAACAAACGCUGUAUAGCCGAGCUGGACGAAUCUGAAGUGAAGCCGAAGUGCUCUCUUUAGCUCCGGACUGAGUGUUUAUAUUGCAGAUCGCGAGCGCUUCGUCAAAACAACAGUAAAGUUCAGGAGAUUAUGCGAGCUCACCAUGUCUCUCUCAGUGGAUGAAUGUGGACCUCAGGAGCAGGUGGAGGAUGAGUUCACCUGCGCAGGUGUGUUGCGGGAGGCCAUUCGGGCGCUUCAGCCCACCGUGGAGCGAGUGUUUGGGGUGAAGCUGAGCAUCGGAGCAGAAGAAAGUCCUUCACAGGGUGGACAGAUCUGGCUGCAGCUGCGCGGCGCACGUACACAGGUCACUGCAGCAAAGCUGUUCGUGAAAGGCGUGGUCAAUCAGGAAGCUCAGAAAGAGAUGCAGUUCCCUGAAGUUCUUCAUUGUAUCUUCUGCGGCGCCAAAGGCUUGUUUAUGGAUUGCCUGAUUAAACACACCUCUGCUCAUAUGGUGGUGGGUUCUCCAGGAUUCCUCCUGAUCAGCGGGCUGACGGAGCCUGUAGUGAAGGCCUUCUCCUUCAUCGUAGACCUGGUGGAGAAGUACCGCAGCGGGCAGGGGCGGCGUCCUGACAGCGCAGGGGCGUCCCUAGAGUCCCGGCGAGCCUUCAAGACACUGGUGGAGGAACUGGAAGACCGGCACACGCUGGAGCUGCUGGCGCUGCCGGUGCGAGUGAAGGAGGCGCUGCUGGAGCUGGUCAGACUGGCCGGAAACACACACACUCGCACACUGCAGAACCCAGAAAACAGACACACACACACACUGCAGGACGCGGCGACCACACUGCAGGAGAACGGAGGAGUGCACGAAGCGUCUGAUAAUAAUAAUAGCGCAGAGAGCUCACAUUCACAGCGGCCACUCUUGGGUUUCACCCUGGACUCAAGACACUUUCAGACUCCAGAGCCUCCACAACCUGACCGGCCGCCGGAAAGCAGCGGAUGCGGAGAGGAGUUCCAGCACCUGCUCAAGUUCUUCACCGCUAUGGGCUUCACAGAGGCGGUGGUGCGCAGCGUUCUGGCCCGAACCGGCCCUAAAGAAGCCUCGCAACUCCUCGAUUUAAUCCAGCAGGAGCAGGACAAAACCGAUCAGCAAAACCAGCUCGGUUCUGGAGAAAUGCACGCGGUGGAGAGACCGGAGGCUAAUCAAACUGAUGCUAAACAGGACGACUUUGUGUUGGGAGUGUUGAAGGCGGCGGCGGCGACCUGCGGGUACACGGAGGAGCAUGUGAUGGAGGUGUACGGGAAUCUGCCUGAGAUAAAGCCUCACGAGCUGCUCAUGCAGCUGCAGAAACAGGAGCACGCGCACUUCAAUGGGCUCAGAAAUGGCAGCCAGCAAGCGGAUUGGACAACUGAGCAAAAUUCAAGGUCAUAUGUUGAGAACCUGGACCCUGGGAGCAGAAACAGAGCCUCAAACCAUGAGUCCUCCAAACCGGUGAGCAUUCCCGGGUCUGGAUCCACAGUCAAGGGCCCUCCGCAGAUGACGUACUCCUGGGAAAACAUGACUUCAGAUAUUCACCCAGUGAAUUCCUACAGCCAAUCGCCUCCGAAUGUCAAACAGAGCCUGGAUGUUACCUCAGCGAAGUUUUCGAAUACUAUACCUAAAGCAAAGCCAGAGCGAGGGGCCGUGGCGUCUGUGGUGACGGGACCCCAGCGGUUCCUGGAGGGCCUGAAGAAACCCUUCAGUCUGCAGCUGUCGGACCAGCCUGGAGACGCUCAGCUGCGGCACGUCAUCAUCGACGGCAGCAAUGUGGCCAUGAGUCAUGGUCUGGGGGUGUUUUUCUCCUGUCGAGGCAUCGCUCUGGCUGUCCAGCACUUCUGGGCUGAAGGGCAUCGAGAAAUCAUGGUGUUCGUCCCGCAGUGGAGGCAGAAGAACAACUCCAAGAUUAAAGAGAAGCACUACCUGAAUGAACUGCAUGAUCUGGGUUUGCUGUCAUACACACCGUCCAGAGAGGUGGAGGGCAAGAGGAUCAUCUCAUAUGAUGACAGGUUUAUGCUGGAUUUGGCGCAGAAGACGAAUGGAGUGAUUGUGACCAAUGACAACCUGAGAGAUCUAGUGGACGAGUCGCCCGCGUGGAGAGACAUCAUCAAGAAAAGUUUGCUGCAGUAUGUGUUUGCUGGAGAUCAGUUCAUGUUACCUGAUGAUCCGCUGGGUCGCGGUGGGCCACACCUGAGAGACUUUCUACAUAAACACAACAGCAGUUCACCUGUUCCCAGCAGUCACUCCUUCGCCGGUGUAUCUUCUCCGUCGUCUGCGGCUCCUGCUCCGCGAGCACACACUGACGGCCUGCAGUACCGCAACUGGACACCAGGGAGUCAUGGCUGGGGACAAGGGUCAUCAGCAGGUGAGGAAGUCAACGAGAGGUCGUUGGAGGAGACGAGGAGGCUGCGGCAGAGUCUAGUGUCCAUCUUUCCGGGUCAGGAAAGCGUGAUUAUUAUGAUAUUACAGUGCCAUCCCAACAUUCGAGACAUCAACCGACUGACAGAGCUCAUUCUGGAGCAACAGGAGUGAACAAAAACAAUACAGAAAAACUGCUUUAAAGCUACUGUCUGUUUGGGCUGGGGCGAUAAAUCAACGGAUUGUAAACUGUGGAUCAUUUUUUAUACUGGGUUCACAAUAAAUGCUAUUUUCAGGUUACUUACAAAUCCAA
Molecule: messenger RNA, 3017 nt
Organism: Danio rerio (zebrafish)
Lineage: Eukaryota; Metazoa; Chordata; Actinopteri; Cypriniformes; Danionidae
Source: RefSeq, a predicted model, not a curated record